GUCCGCGGCCUAAAGCGUUGAUCCUAUUCUUCAGAGGAGACGCGCAUCACCCCUCUCUCUCCCUCUCUCUCAGUAUCCCUCCCUUACUCUCACUCAGUAUCACUCUCUCAGUAUCUCUCCCUCCCUCAGUAUCUCUCUCCUCUCUCACUCUCUCAGAAUCCCUCUCUCCUCGGUUACAUUUCUUGUUGUACUCUCGACACGGCAGCAGCUCCGCAGCAGCCCGGCUGUUCGUCUUCAUCCUCCCGGUACCGUUACAGGCUCUCACUGGCUCGGCUGGACCCCGCGCUGUCUCCCCGGACGCUGAGGAACAGAGGGCGCGGAGAGGAGCGGCUGGACUGGGCGUAGCUGGAAGAGGAAAAGCGCCGGAGCUCCGGUGAUCACUGUAGUUACCUGUAGAGAGUGGUUGUCACUGACCGGCCUGCUGAGUCUCCAGCUCCUGAUUCCUCUUCAUUGAGAAGGACCUCCAGGUGUCAAGCUAUUCUCACAGCUAGCAACAGCCGGUUCAGACAAGAUGAAGCCGGACGGGGUUGACGCAGCAACAAUGGAGCCAAUGGUAGCACUAGAUGCAGAGCCUGCGGUCGUGGUGGCACCGCUGGGUGAGGGCCAGGAACAAGCCCCUCCCACUUCACAAACGGAAGAGACUGGACAAGGGGAACCUCAGCCGACCGAGACACCGGCUGCUGCCACCAAGACCGGCAAAGACAAGCCCGCAGACCCUAAAGCCAAGACAAAGGCUGGUCCUACCAAAACCAAGACGCCCACAACCAAGACGUCUACAGUGGGCUCUCGUCCCACCACCGCUCAAAGCCGCCUGACAAACGGGGUACAGAAGACGCAAACUAAUGGUGUUGCUAAGAAGACCCCAAGUGCAGCUCCAGAGAAGAAGACCACGUCAACCACCGCGCCAUCCAGAAAACCCGCCGGCGCUGUGACCACCAAGACUGCCCCCAAGACCAUGGAAAAGAAGCCUGUCGGACCAACGCGGCCAGCCACUGCCCCUGCCAGUGCAGCCAAGACCACGGGAACACAAGCAGCCAAAAAGACACCAGCUGCACCGGUGAAUGGAGAAAAAACUAAACCAAAAACUACAGCUCCUAGACCUGCCUCUGCAGCCACCACCAAGCCUGGCACCACCGCUUCUCCCAAAACGGAUAGGCCGCCAGUCUCCAAGACAACCAGGCCAGCCGCAGGGACCACAACCUCUCGCCCGGCAUCUGCUGCACCAAAGCCAGCUGCCUCUGCCGCGUCCAAGACAUCGACGUCCGCAUCAAAGCCCUCUCCUUCUACAGCUAAAACCACCACCCCGGCCAAACCGUCACCUGCUAAAACCACAGCUCCCUCUGCUGGCCGCACCCCAGUCCAGUCUACAAAGACCACUACACCCAUCAAGAAAGAUGUUAGCAAACCCACCACCCCAGCAGCCAAAAAGCCAGCUGCUUCACCUCUCACCCGGCCUGCCUCAACCAAGCCAUCAAAGCCGGACACCCCGAAAGCAGCCACACCAGCCAAACCAGAGUCCAUCUCCAAGAAACCCUCUACUCCUUCAAAGGCAGCAGGAGAUGCUAAGACGAAUAAACCUAAGGAUAUUAAGUCAGCUUCAAAGGAGGUCACUGCUAGUCCAAAAACUCCUAGUGCAAAGAACAGCACAGCCAAGAUGACCAGUCCUAAGAAAACAGUGGGUAGCAGCACUCCCAUGCCAGUGAAGCGUGGCCCCAAAGCUGCUGCAGUUGCAGCUGAACCUGCCCCUAAAGAAAGUGAGAAGAAAGAAGUGUCUUCUGCCAUGGAAGCAACUCCCAGCGUUGAUGCUGUGGCCACUGCAACUGCUGUGGCUGCUGCUGCUGCUGUGGCUGCUGUCACAGUCGCAACAGCUGCUGAUUCCUUUACCACAGAGGCAACCAACGAACCUGAGGUCCAAUCGGAACCUGUAUCUCUUCUUCCUGAAGUCCAAUCUGAACCUGUAUCUCUUCUGCCUGAAGUCCAAUCUGAACCUGUGUCUCUUCUGCCUGAAGUCCAAUCUGAACCUGUAUCUCUUCUGCCUGAAGUAAAAUCUGAACUUGCACCUCAAUCCAAGUCUGAACUUGCACCUGAGCCCAGUUCAGAACUCCAGUUGGACACCAAGUUUGAAAUUACCACUGAAGCCCAGACUGACAUCCUGUUGGAGUCUGAGCUUCUACCUGAACCCAAGUCCGAACUUGCAGCUGAACGCCAGUCUGAAGUCUUGUUGGAAACAGAGUGUGAAGUUGCACCUGAACCUGAGAGUGAGGUUGCAACUGAACCCGAGCCUAAAGAGCCUGAAGUCUUGUGGAGAACAGAGUCUGAAGUUGCUCCUGAACCCAAGUCUAUACUUGCACCCGAACCUGAACCUGAACCCGAACUUGCACCUGAACCCCAGACUGAAUAUCUAAUGGAAACAGAGUCCGAAGUUGCACCUGAACCCAAGUAUGAAGUUGAACCCCAGUCUGAAAUCAUGUGGGGAACAGAGCCUAAACUUGCACCUGAACCCCAGUCUGAAGUCCUGUUAGAAACAGAGUCUGAAUAUAAGCCUGAACCUCUGGCUGAAACCACCCCUGAACCCACUUUUGAACCCACUGUUCCUGCUUCCAUUGAACACAUGAUGCACGACAGUGAGGAUGAUCAGGAUGUUCCAGAAGUCACAGAGGAAGAAACAGUAGAAGACACAGUGCCACAGCCAACUGAGUUAGACGUGGUCAAUUUCAAAGAACCCACAGGUGCUACUUCUCCUUUGGGCACAACAGUUAUGUCACCACCAUCUUCCCCAGCCCCAGCUUCACCUUUGCCAGUGGAAGCCCAGAUAUCUGCCCCAUUACUGGAUAUGCAUGCUCCUGUUGAUCCCUGGGCGGAAAGUCAGUCCAUGUUCUCUGAUGGCCUGACUGAAGAUGGCUUAGAACAAGACGAUGUCAGGGCCCAUGGGGACCUCCUAACAACUGCAGAGCUUGCGGAAGAGGAACCAGAGCCAGAGGUUGAAGAAAAGCCCUUUAGUCUAGGAGUGGAGCCAAACCUGUUGAGUACCUCCCCCCUGGACCAAUUCAGUGGUGCAUCACCUACAUCACCUAGCUUUGAGAAGGAGGAGGCAGUUGAGAAAGCAGAGGAAGAAAUCAAUGAAGACGAUCAUGAAGAAGAGGAAGAGGUGGAGGAGGAGGCAGAGGAGGAGGAGGAGGAGGAAGAAGAACAGGAAGAGGACAGGGUAAAGGAGUUUGGAAAGCCUGAAACCUUUUCCCAGAAGCAGCAUAUGGAUGACUACAAUGUUGGAAUGUCAGAAUUUGGUGGCUCCAGUUGGGGCACAAUGCAAGCUGAAUGUGCUGUAAGCUUCAGCCACCAGGAGAAAACAGACACAGCUACACCCGCCCUAAUUGAAAGUCAUGACGAUAAAGAUGUUGAUGAUGUCUCUUUGCAGAAAGAGGAGAUGGAGAGGACUUCUCCUACCCAAAUGGGAAGUCACCAAUAUGAGGAAGAUGUUGAUGACUUCUGUCUUAAAAAAAUAGAACUGGAGCAGCCAUUCAUGGGCCCACCAGGACUUAAGUCUUUCUCAGAUGAAGAGGAAGAGGAAGAAGAAGAAGAUGAGCCACUGAAACAGCACAUGGGUAUUGUCCCUGAGCAAAGAGAUAAACAUCACAUGGACACUGGCUUUGAGCAAGCUGACAGCCGUCAUGUGGGUGUUGAUCAUCAUUUUAAAUCCCAAGAGGAAGAGGAGCACGAGGAUGAAGAUGUUGAGAUGGUUAGUGAAGAUCUGAUGGAGAGUGGGAUCAAGACUUCCGGAAAUGUUGAUGAGGAUCGUUAUGAAGAAGAGCAUUAUAUGGACAAUUUGAAUCGCACCGCUCCAGCUCCCUCUAUGCCCACAACUGCAGCAUGGGGCACAUCCAACCCCUUUGCAGACACUUGGGCUCAGCCAACCUCCAUUCAUUUGACUUCUGGUCCUUUAGACAUUGGUGAAGCUGAUCCAGAAAUGCCCAACAAAUCCCCGGCUGAAGCCUGGCUGGAGAAGCCGCUAGGCCAGCUAGCUGAACCACACCACGAGAUGCACAAAGAGAUGGAUAAUUCAGUCCCAGUAGAUGGCUCUAACCUGGGUGUACCUGCAGUAGGUAUGUCUCAAUCGAGCACCUUGAGUGGAACCGCUUUGGCGGCCCACAGCAGCAGCGAGACCAGCACACCUGAAGAGCUUCGGGACUACGACAGCAGCUCAGGUGUGGAGUCGCGCUCAGACAAGCAGCAGACCCCUGUACCUGCAUGCCAGCCUGACCUGGAGCAAGACCUAGGAAUCCACCUGGAGCGUGGAGAUGGUGAAGAGGAGGAGGCGGAGACAUUACCUGCCGACGAGGUGCUCGGGGAUGCUCCGACUGCACCUGCUUCUGCUCCGUCCUCGCCUUCCACCUCCGGUGACGAGGCCAGCGAUACCGAAGGAGAGAUGCAGAUCAACGAUCCCGAUAUUCCUGUAGAUGACUCUGCAGCUUUUGACAGCUCUUCUGCACCCCGAAACCUCCCUGCUCUGGAUGAGGACGAGGAGGUUGGAGACAUGCACGUUGGAGAAGAAGAUGGAGGCGGUACCCCACAGUCCGCCAACUCCGUCGCAUCUUACGGCUUUGACUGCUCCGCGUCCAACUCCAACGCCCAUUCCACAGCCGAGAGUUGCGGAAAGAGUCCUGGAAUCUUCUCCCUGGAGAAUGAAGACCAGCUUACCGAAGAGGCCAAAGAUCCCUCGCUCAUCAAGGAGCUGACCCUACCAGCUGCCUCCGCCUACCCCGAGGAGCUGCUGGGUUGCCCCGUGGACCUGCUUCCCCUGGGCCAGCAGGGGGAGUCGCACAUCGGCCUAGACGACGAGUACCUGCUGUGUGGGAAGACAGGAGCCAGCGCUUUGGAGGAGGCCGACCCCGAGUCACCCAUGCACCUCUCGCCCCAGCACGGGGGCAGCACCGACAGCCAGCCACCUUACUACUCUGCCAUUUGCGAUAAGACUGAUAGCUUUCUGGCAGGUAACGUAUGUUCUUUAGAGUCUUUGUUGAUUUUCUGUCUUGUGUGUAUUUUAAUGUUUUUUUUAUUUUUAAACUGCUGCUUGAUCAUAAUUCUCCUGAAGUUGUCUGCAUGCUUCUUUUUCUUUCUCCUUCUCUUCCCUUUGGUCAACCCCUCUUUGUUACAUGUGCCUCUUUCAGUAAUGCAUAUUGCAGGUGCUCUUGACUAUUCCACAGGGCACAAUAACCUGCCACUAGUGAACCAACGAGAGGUAAAGAGUGGGGACCUGUCAUCGCUUACCCCUGAAGUCAACGCCAAUCAUUAUCUUGUUCCAGUGCUAAACAGCCACCGUCAGCCUAAACUCCCAUUGUCUCAGCAACAGCAGCCCAUCAGUCAGGGAAUGGAGCUAGUCAAGCUGCCUGCUGAAAUCACCAAUGGGCAGCUGAGGCGCCUGGAACAGCACCAGCUGCAGCUUCACCAGAUCCAGCAACGGCAGGAGCAAGAGAGGAACCAACGCUUGUGGAUGGAGGGUGCAAGGCAGCGGCUGGCGCUGCAGAGGCACCUGGAGAGGCAGCGGAGGCUGCGGCACGAGCAGGAGAGGCUGGUGCGGCAGGAAGAAGAAAGGCAGCGUUUGGAGAAGCAGAGGCAGCAGGAGAGGCAGAGAAAGGAGGAAGAAAGGCAGCAGUUGGAGUUGCAGAGACAGCAACAAGAUGAAGAGAGGCAGCGACUUGAGCUCCAGAGGCAACGACAGGAAGAGGAGCGGAAGCGGAUUGAGCGGCAGAGACAGCAGGAGAAGAAGCAGCUUGAGCUCCAGAGGCAACGGCAGGAGGAGGAGAGGAAGCAGCUUGAGCUCCAGAGGCAGCAGGAAAGGCAGCAGCUUGAGUUGCAGAGGAAACGGCAGGAGGAGGAGAGGAAGCAGCUCGAGCUCCAGAGGCAGCAGGAGAGGCAGCAACUUGAAUUACAGAGGCAACGACAAGAGGAGGAGCGAAAGCAGCUUGAGUUGCAGAGACAGCAAGAGAGGCAGCAGCUGGAGCUCCAGAGGCAGCGGCAAGAGGAAGAGCGGAAGCAGCGUGAGCUGCAGAGGCAGCAAGAAAAGCAGCAGCUCGAUCUGCAGAGGCAGCGGCAAGAGGAAGAGAGGAAACGGAUGGAGCUGCAAAGGCAGCAGGAAAAGCAGCAACUUAAUCUGCAGAGGCAGCGUCAAGAAGAAGAUCGUAAAAGGCUUGAGCUGCAGAGGCAGCAGGAGAAGCAGCAGCUCGAUCUGCAGAGGCAGCGUCAAGAGGAAGAGAGGAAGCGGAUGGAGGUACAAAGGCAGCAGGAAAGACAACAGUGGCAGGUGGAGGAGAGGCAGCGAAUAGAGCUGCAGAGGCAGCAACUGCAGAGAAGGGAGGAAGAAAAGCAGCGGCUGGAACGACAGAAACAGCUAGAGAGGCAAAGACGCGAGCUUCUACAGCUGCAGCUCCAUCAGCAACAGCAAGAACACAGGCAGCGUCGGAUACUCCUGCAGUGGCAGCUGGAGCUGGAGCAGCAGUUCAGACUCAAAAUGCAACAGCAGCAGCAGUUAAAGACCCCGUCACCCUCCUCUGGCCUCUGCACCAUCUACGAGGCUAUGGAAACCAGCGAAGACGAGGAUGAAGACAGAAUUCCCCGCCAGAUCUUCCCAGCAGAGAUGCCCUUGCGAGCAGCCAACGGAAACCUCCGCCGCCCACCUCCACGUGAGCUGGACUGGAACACAAAGGUGGACAUGGUGCAGCAACUGAUCAACCAGGCCCUGCUGCUUGAAGGAGAAGACGGCUGUCCGCCUCUGCUUUACCUGCCUGGGCAAGGAGGGGGCAUCCUCAGCCCCCUGGAGAGCAGCCUCUGGCCUCACAUCCUGCCUCAGCUCAGUCCCACAUCUGCCACCAUCACUGCUGUUAGCAGUUACUCCCCAACAAGCCAGGGCAGUGUGCCACAGGGUGACUGGACCGUGGUGGAGCUCGAGACACAUCACUGAGAAUUACCUGUGGAGCUUCAAAAUGCACAGCUAUGGAGCAGAGCUUUCUGGGUAGUCUGAUGUUGGAAGUUGUCUUUGCACACACAAGACAUUUUAGUGCUGUACGAUCAUGAAUCUAAUAUUAUUCAAAGCUAUUAGAUAAAAGAAAACAUUGAUUUGAUUAUGAUAAGUGUGUUUUUAAGUCAAAGCCAAUUUUAUACUCUGUAGUCUCUUUAAAUUCGGUCAGGAUAUGGGUCAGGACAUAAGCAGUACCAUUACAGUACCAGUCUAAAGUCUGAACACACACUCAAGAGGGGCAUAUUUGACACGUUAAGACUAUUGACAAAGUCAUCAAAUAAUAUUUUUUGCGUGAGACCCAAUGUUGCUUUAGGUCUGUCCUGUUCCUUUUCCAGCUUUUUUCAGUAAAAGUAAAAUAAUGUCUUAAUGCAGAUGUUGCACAUUUUUGCACCCAAGCGGCUUCACCAUGAGUUAUCUGGGAGGAUUUUUCAGCAAGCCAAGUCUUGUAGACUUGUAGUUCCUGACUUUGCAUCUGGCCGGUGCAUAAACAGCUUUAAAUGCAUAUUUGAGCAAUGCUAAAGAAGAUUUUGGCGCCAUAAAAAAGCUUCUUUAGCAAGUAAAU
This is a messenger RNA of Astyanax mexicanus (Mexican tetra), 7574 nucleotides long. RefSeq lists its product as uncharacterized. The record is from RefSeq and is a predicted model, not a curated record. The transcript has 6 exons. NCBI's taxonomy places the organism in Eukaryota, Metazoa, Chordata, Actinopteri, Characiformes, Acestrorhamphidae. Bases 512 to 6955 code for a protein of 2147 amino acids.